AAGGCCAAAGUUUCAUUUUCAAUCGUGCGAUCAACUGGUUAAGGAUACCCAUGUUCAUUUAAAGGACCCCUUGUUCGCAUUUAUAAUACCCCAUCCUCUCGACAAGAUCAAUAACAUUUAUCAAUUCAUAGGUAUGUGCAUUUUGUGAAUACGAUAUUCAUCAUGCAUAUCACCUUCUUUUUCCCGAAGAAUUUUUGAAGUUCUCUUUUGUUAAUCCUCUUCUAACUUUGAUAUGGCCGAGACAGUGGUCUCUUUCGCUGUGGAAAGACUUGGAGAGUUGUUAAUUUCCGAAAUCAAACAUUUACAUGGAGUGAGCGACAAAGUCAAGGAAAUUCAACGUGAGCUAAAGCGAAUGCAAUGUUUCUUGAAGGAAGCCGAUAAGAAACAAAAUCAAGAUGAAAGAGUAAAGAAUUGGGUUGCGGAAAUGAGGGAGCUUGCUUUUAGAAUAGAAGAUGUGAUCGAGACUUUUGCAAUUCAAGUUCCGACUAAGACCCAAAAAUCAGGCUUUAAGAAGAUGUUAAGAAGAUUUGCUUGCAUGUUGAGUGAAGGCGUAAGUCGCCACAACAUUUCCUCAGAGAUUGAUGCUAUAAACGACGAGAUGGCUAAUCUCAGAACAAGUCUUCCCAGUUAUGGUAUUACAAAAGGUUUGCAAGAAGGAGAAACUUCAAAUUUAACGAGUAAGAGGAUAUUCUAUUCUCAUAUUGUUGAAAAAGAUUUUGUGGGGAUGGAGAAGGAAUUGAAGCAAUUGAUUUGUAGUUUGAAGAGAGACGACAAGGGUUCUGAAGUUGUUUCAAUUUGCGGAAUGGGUGGACAAGGAAAAACUACCCUUGCUCAAAAACUUUAUAAUCAUGUCGAAGUGAAAGCUCAUUUCCAAAAAUUAGCCUGGGUUUGUGUUACUCAACAAUUUGACCGCGAAAAGAUUCUCAAGGAAGCGUUGAAACAACUUAUUUCUGAUACAAGAAAGCAAGAAGUUAUUAAUAUGGACAAUGGAGAACUGGUGAGAGAACUUUACCAAGUUCAGAAAGAAUGUAAUUGUCUGGUUGUUUUGGAUGACAUUUGGGCAAUGGAUUCUUGGAGACUACUAAGGGAUGCAUUUCCUGUUGGAGAGAGUACUAGUGGUAGCAAAGUUUUACUCACAACUCGUAAUGAAACAGUUGCGGAGCUAGGUCUUGUUCAUAGAAUCCAGGAUCUGACGACAGAGGAGGGCUGGCAGCUUCUUUCUAAAAAGGCAGGCAUAAGUGACAUAUUACCAGACAAAAUGACAGCCUCUAGAAUGGAAAUAUUAGGAAAGAGCAUGGUUGAAAAAUGCAAGCAUUUGCCAUUAGCUAUUACAUCAAUAGGAGGAAUUCUUAACGGCAAAUUAUUGCGAGACUGGGAGACGAUAAACAAAGAUAUUUCUUUUUACUUGCUACAAGGAGAAGGAUCAGUAAGCAAAGAUGAUAGAUACUACACAGUAAGACAAGUUUUAGGGCUGAGCUAUGAUAGUUUACCUCCUCAUUUGAGACACUGUUUCCUCUGUUUUGCGAAUUUUAACGAGGAUGAAGUUAUCAAGACUCAAAAACUUUAUACCCUUUGGAUGGCAGAAGGUUUGAUAUCCGUGGAACAUAAAUCAGAACGAAAGAUGUUGUUAGACAUUGCUGAAAGUUUUAUGGAUGAACUAGCCCAUCGAAGUCUUGUUCAAGUUAAGAAGAGAGAAAAUGAAGACAAGUCAUGGUCAAAGUACAAAACAUGUAGUGUUCAUGAUCUUAUUCGAGACUUUUGUUUGUCUAAAGCUAUGGAGGAGAAUUUCAUCAAGGUUGUUCAUUCGCAGCAGCCCCUGUCUAAGGAUGAGUUGAGAGCAAGCAUAGCGCGAAGGUUAUGUGUUAAUUCGUAUGAUGAAUCAAUGUUGAAACUUUGUGAUCAAGAUAUGAUUUCACAUGUUCGGUCUCUUUUCAUUGUUAAAGGCAUCCCGGGUUGUUCUAAAGGUUUCUUCUUGUGGCCAGACAAGGUCCUUAGUCUUCAAAAAUUUAAAUUGCUCCGAAUUUUGACAGUGAAGCAAUUUGAAUUGAGUCACCAUGAUAUGAAAAUGAUAUCAGAGCUGGUGUAUCUUAAGUGUUUGAGUUUACACGGAUGUAAGGUGGAAGAGUUGCCAUUUUCGCUAAGUAAGCUGAGAAAUUUGGAAAUCCUUGAUCUUGCGGGUUCUCAAGUAGGUAAGAUGGCAAAUGUUCUGUGCAAGUUGAAGCGCUUAAAGUACUUGUACCUUCCUCAAAUGUUUCAAGUUGAGAAGUUGAGAUUUGAAGGGUUAGAUGAGUUGGAAGUGAUCCACAAAUUUGACUCAGAUUACUGCGAUAUAAGUGACCUGAUUGGAUUAAAGAAGCUUAAAGUUUUGAGAGCAGUUCUCUGCACAGAGAAGGAUACUGUUUCAGGCAAAUCUGUCCUGGAUUAUAUCGAAUCCAGGGAAUUGCGCCAGUCUGAAAUUUUUAUCGGCAGCAAAGAUGAAUUCUGUUUGAAAUCAUGGUUGGAGUGUAUUUUCAUUAAUGUAUUAGUCAUGUAUGGUCCUAUAUGCAGAUUUCCGAACCCCACGAGCCUCUCUUCUUCUUGUCUAAGUUACUUGAUGCUGUCCGGUUGUGGAAUGGAGGAAGACCCGAUGAUGUUUCUGGAGAAACUUCCCAAUCUACGCAAACUUGGUUUGCUUCGAGAUGCAUAUUUGGGAAGCGAAAUGGCAUGUACAGCAAAAGGCUUCGCCAAACUUCAAGUGUUAUAUAUGUACUCAUUGAGCGGCUUAAAGCAAUGCAGGGUGGAACAAGGAGCCAUGCCAAAUCUAUCGUUUUUAGAGAUUGAUUGUUGCGUAGAGUUGGAGAUGCUUCCCGAAGGGUUGAGUUGCCUCGCGGCCUUGGAAUCCCUCAGGAUUAGAAAUAUGCCUGGUGCAUUUAUAGAGAGGAUUAAUGGGAUAGGAGGAGCAGAAGGUGUAGAUAUGUACAAAGUUUCUCAAGUGUCCAAUAUUGAAGUCUUUUAAUUGGUAGAGGUGCUGUAUUUUCUUUUCAACUUGUAUGAUUUGAAUCUCAUUUGGUUUAAAUCAGUUUACUUGUUUAGUCUCGCCUGUUCUCCUUUUUCAAGCAAGAGAGGUGAGUUCUUUUGUAAUCCCAGAUUUCUUCUUCGUCUGGUAUUGAUAUACUUGAGGUUUCCUGGACUUAUAUGAAACAAUAUCAGGAAUGGAGCU
Daucus carota subsp. sativus is the source of this 3199-nucleotide messenger RNA. Its product is annotated as putative disease resistance protein At1g50180. NCBI's taxonomy places the organism in Eukaryota, Viridiplantae, Streptophyta, Magnoliopsida, Apiales, Apiaceae. Gene Ontology annotation, molecular function: ADP binding. The transcript has 2 exons. The record is from RefSeq and is a predicted model, not a curated record. Bases 233 to 2995 code for a protein of 920 amino acids. Gene Ontology annotation, biological process: defense response to other organism.